AUGUCUCUGGAUGUCACCUUCCUGGGCACGGGCGCGGCCUUCCCGAGUCCGUCCCGCGGGGCCUCGGCGCUGGUGCUGCGCAGGGCGGGGCAGUGCUGGCUCUUCGACUGCGGCGAGGGGACGCAGACACAGCUCAUGAAGAGCCACCUGCGAGCAGCCAAAAUUACCAAGAUUUUCAUCACUCACCUUCACGGCGACCACAUUUUUGGACUUCCUGGGCUGCUGUGCACGCUCAGCCUCCAGAGGAGCCCCGACGCCAGCGUGGCACCCAUUGAUAUUUACGGGCCCCUGGGGCUGCGGAGCUUCCUCUGGAGGAGCCUGGAGCUGUCCCACUCCGAGCCCCUGCUGCCCUACAGCGUGCACGAGCUGGUCCCCACGCAGGACCAGUGUCCCGACGGUGAAUUCCGGGACUUUUCUGGCCUGGACCGAGGCGAGGCGCUUGCCCAGGCGCCUCCGGGGACAGUUGUGCACCUGGAUCCAGAAACAGACUCGUACUUGCUGCUGGAGGAUGAGGAGCUGUCUGUGAGAGCGUUCCGCCUCUUCCACCGCGUGCCCUCCUUCGGCUUCGUGAUGGAAGAGAAGCCCCGGCCCGGGAAGCUCCAAGUGCACAUACUGCAAGAGCUUGGAGUCCCGCCCGGGCCGCUGUACGGGGAGCUGAAGCGCGGCCGCGCCGUGGAGCUGAGCAGCGGCGCCAGGGUGCGGCCGCAGGACGUGCUGUCGCUGCCCGUGCCCGGCAGGAAGGUCUGCGUCCUGGGCGACUGCUCGGGGCCCGUGGGGCCGGGCGCGCUGCGGCUCUGCGGGCAGGCCGACCUGCUGGUGCACGAGGCCACGCUGGCCGACGGCCUGCAGGACGCGGCGCGCCAGCGCGGGCACAGCACCCCCGGCCAGGCCGCGCGCUUCGCCGCAGCGUGCCGCGCCAGGAGGCUGGUGCUGACCCACUUCAGCCAGCGCUACCCGCCCGGCGGCGACAGCCUCCUGCAGGGCCAGGCCGAGACCGCCAUGGCGGGACAGCAGGUGACGCUGGCCGAGGACCUCAUGACCAUCGAGAUCCCACUGAAAAACAAGGACGAGGACUUUGAGACCACGGAGGACCCAGUGAAACAGUGAACAACGAGGACUUCAUCAUGAGAUCCCAGUGAAACAGUGAACAACAAGGACUUCAUCAUGAGAUCCCAGUGAAACAGUGAAAAAUGAGGACUUCAUCAUGAGAUCCCAGUGAAACAGUGAAAAAUGAGGACUUUGUGACCACAGAGGUCCCAAUGAAACAGUGAAAAACAAGGACUUCAUCAUGAGAUCCCAGUGAAACAAUGAACAACAAGGACUUUGGGACCACGGAGGACCCAAUGAAACAGUGAAAAACAAGGACUUCAUCAUGAGAUCCCAGUGAAAUAGUGAAAAACAAGGACUUUGUGACCAUAGAGAUCCCAAUGAAACAGUGAAAACCGAGGACUUUGUGACCAUAGAGAUCCCAAUGAAACAGUGAAAAACGAGGACUUUGUGACCAUAGAGAUCCCAAUGAAACAGUGAAAACCGAGGACUUUGUGACUAUAGAGAUCCCAAUGAAACAGUGAAAAACGAGGACUUUGUGGCUAUAGAGAUCCCAAUGAAACAGUGAAAAACGAGGACUUUGUGGCUAUAGAGAUCCCAAUGAAACAGUGAAAAACAAGGACUUUGUGACCACAGAGAUCCCAAUGAAACAGUGAAAAACAAGGACUUUGUGACCAUAGAGAUCCCAAUGAAACAGUGAAAAACAAGGACUUUGUGACCAUAGAGAUCCCAAUGAAACAGUGCAAACCGAGGGCUUCACAACAAGAUGCCAGUGAAACAGUGACAGACGAGGCCUUUGUGGCCACAGGGUGGGAGUGACGGGGGCGUUGCUGGGCUCAGGGGCAGGAGCUCUCCUCGUUCCACGCCUGCAGGUGAAGUUUUCUCAUGAACAAAUAGAGUUGAGGCCUCCUGUCGGAAGGGAGUUUACAGCUCAAUGCAUGCGAAGCUGUGGAGCAUCAGCGCCGUGUUGUCACGCCCAGUAACGUUUGCGAAGCACGCUCUGGCAGGCCCCAGGCAGGUGCUCCUCAUUAAAGUGUCCCUCCCGUGCAUUUAAAGGAUAACUUAUCCCGACGGAGGCACGUUUGUGUGUGCAGAAAGGCCCCUCUGGGGAAUGUCCCCUGCGCGUGCUCUGCCUGUCCCUGCCGUGGCUCUGCUCCCUCCCUGAAGGGACGCACAGAGCCUGCGUCCCUCCCCUGUCCUCCCCACCUCAAACCACAAGCUGGGCCUUCCCAAAUUUUAGUGAAUUUGCUGAUCUGAAGCUGUGAGGAAUUUUGAAUUGAGACGGGAAUUAUUUUUGGUGAUGUGGUUUAUUUUUUUAUCUCUUACGUAAGUAAGAAAGGUGAGUUCAGCUCACAUCCUCAUAGCACGGCUCACAAGGUCACAAGACUUCUAGUUACAAAACCUGUUAAAGACUUAUUAGCUAAUUAAACACUGUCAUCAAGAACUUAAUCUUAAAUAUUUUGUCUUAUAGAUUCAUGCUACAGUGUAAGUUUUUUUAGUUAAUUAUAUUAUAACACACAAACUUACAGCACUGUGUUUUAACAUUCUUAAUUACUUUUAUAACUACCUUUUUUUCUAUAUCUUAAUUUUUAAAACUAAAGUUUCCUUUACUUA
Agelaius phoeniceus (red-winged blackbird) is the source of this 2661-nucleotide messenger RNA. It is a transcript of the gene ELAC1, whose product is annotated as elaC ribonuclease Z 1. The record is from RefSeq and is a predicted model, not a curated record. NCBI's taxonomy places the organism in Eukaryota, Metazoa, Chordata, Aves, Passeriformes, Icteridae. Gene Ontology annotation, cellular component: nucleus. Gene Ontology annotation, molecular function: 3'-tRNA processing endoribonuclease activity.